Messenger RNA from Colletotrichum truncatum, 1146 nucleotides. RefSeq names its product alpha beta hydrolase fold protein. The record is from RefSeq and is a predicted model, not a curated record. Lineage: Eukaryota; Fungi; Ascomycota; Sordariomycetes; Glomerellales; Glomerellaceae. Gene Ontology annotation, molecular function: hydrolase activity.
AUGACAGACAUGGUCAGCACUCUAGCACAAUCCGACAAGAAACCCGUCUACAGACCAACGGCGCCCUUCAUGAACCGCAUCAUAUACGGUACGAAGCUUUCGGUGGUGCAGUCGUGGUUCUAUCAGAAGGCCAGCUUCGAGUUUUGGAAGUCGUAUUGGAGUCCCCCCGAACAGCGGCCGGACCUGAUUAAGCAGUAUGACUGCAGACCGAACCUGUUGAUACGCAUCUUCUUUCCUUCAGAUUAUGACCAGACGUCCCCCCAAACCCUACCUACCCUGUUCUCCAUCCACGGAGGUGGCUUCUCCAUUGGCGUCCCCGAUGACGACGACGCCUGGAACCGCACCUUUGCCGAUACAAACGGCGCUCUGGUUAUUGCCCUGAAUUACUGGAAAGCGCCGUGGAAGCCCUGGCCCAACGGCCUGCACGACCUCGAGGCGCUGUACCUGGCAGCGGUGCAGGAUGAGUCGCUACCGAUAGACAAAUCCCGUAUCGCCAUCACAGGAUUCAGUGCCGGAGGCAACUUAUCGCUAUGUCUCUCGCAACUGAAGAGCGUCAAAGAGCACCCGACGGCACGACCCUCGGCCGUGCUGCCCAUCUACCCGCCGGUGGACUUUGUUACGCCACCGGAGAAGAAGAAGCAUCGACGGCCGUACAAGAUCGGGUUGCUGCCCGGGAUCAGGGGCGAGCAGCGAGACUUUGUGCUGUCUUUUGCGCCGGUGUUUGACUGGGCAUAUGUCCCUUACGGCACGAACCUCAAGGACCCGCUGCUAUCCCCCGCAUACGCGGAGCGCGGGGACCUGCCGGCGAACGUGUGCAUCGUCGCCGCCGAGCUGGAUUACCUCGCCUGGGAGGCGUGGGACUUUGCGUGCAAGCUGGGCGGGAAGAAGGUCACCUCCGCGACGGUGGGCCGCAAGGAGGUCGCCAAGACGCAGGAGCUGGAGACCAAGGACGAGAGGUUCGGGUGGGAGGUCAGCGACGAGAGGGGUAGCGUCAAGUGGCUGCUCGUCCCGGACGUCAUUCACGCGUUCGACAUGCACGAGAUGGGCGCCAACGUGUCUGACCCCGAGAGCAUCAGGGACGGGAACGCCAAGGCGGUGAAGGUUAUCAAGGUGCUUGGGGACUGGUUGAGGAGUACGGCCUGGUAG